AUGGCCAACAAUUCCUCAAGAGUUCCUGGUUUCAAUGCACUCUCUGUGGCCAUUAUCGUCAUUGCCUCAGCCGGUGCACUGCUAAUAAUCUACCAUUUCAUCAUCAUCCGUUGCUGCACGAGAAGGCAAACCAUCGUUACCCAUCAACAAAUGCCGCAAAACUCACUGUCUCUUGCUGACCAUUUCGGUCAAGACUUACCGCCAAACAGCUUGGUAGAUUCAAUAACCGAGCUCAUCCCCCAUUACAAGUUCACCAAAGACAUUGGGUUGUUGUCAAAAUCUGAAGACGUUACUUGUGCAAUAUGCUUAUGCGAGUUCAACGAUGGCGAUGCCAUUAGGAUUUUGCCUGAAUGUUUGCACUCGUUUCACGUUCAUUGUAUUGAUAUGUGGCUUUACUCUCACUCAAAUUGCCCGCUUUGCCGAGCUGAUACGCCGGUUCAUCACAUUGUUGCCGGGUCGCCGGCAAAUAGUAGCGUGGGAAACAUCAUAAGCCGGUGA
Molecule: messenger RNA, 498 nt
Organism: Pistacia vera
Lineage: Eukaryota; Viridiplantae; Streptophyta; Magnoliopsida; Sapindales; Anacardiaceae
Product: RING-H2 finger protein ATL52-like
Exons: 1
Coding region: 1-498 (165 amino acids)
Biological process (GO): protein ubiquitination
Molecular function (GO): transferase activity
Source: RefSeq, a predicted model, not a curated record